AUGCUUAACUUGGGACAGAUUCUGGACAAAUUCUUUAUACAAGUGUCGCUCCUUCUGUCUAAACCCCACUCGGUCCGACCCUCCAUUGCUACUCUAUCCAAGGAAGAUCUUCUUCUUGAAUUCAAGGGAUCACGCGUGCUCAUCCCAGACCUGUACGCUCUGCUCCCUGGGUGGCGGUUCAAUGUCAACAAGCAUUGCGAUUCUGUCCGAAAGCAGCUGAACGAGUGGAUGUUGAGCUGGGUCGACGAUGAGAAGAACCGCCGCCGUAUGCAGGCGGCCGACUUUGCUCUGCUUGCGGGGUGCUUCUAUCCCGAUGCUGAGGAGGAAGAAUAUUUAAUGAUGGCUUACUAUCACCUCUGGGUGUUCGUCUGGGACGAUGAGCUUGAUUGCGGCCCUCUCACACAUGACUACGAGGGGGCGCAAAUCUUUAGGAAAGAAACAGACGACUGCCUCCACUACACUCUCGGUCCGGAGCCAUUCAAAGAACCUCGACCGCCUAUAGGCCCUAUCAUGGCGCCGUUUUGUGAGGUUGCAGAGAAAGUGGUGGCAGGGAGCACACCAGACGCACGCGCAGAAGUUCUACGCGAACUGGAAGGAUAUGUGGAGGGCGCGUGUGCGCUGCCAGGCGAGCGGCAAGGUGAGAAGGACCAGAAGGCCUUCCUAAGUAUGGAGAAGUUCAUGGCCCAGCGUGCGCGCAGUGGAGGUGCUGGCCCAAGCAUUACUUUGCUAUUGUACAUCUAUCACAUCGAUCUACCCACCUUAAUCUUGGAGCAUGAUACUCUCCAGACCAUCUUCCAUCAAGCUUGCCUCAUCGUCCAUCUAGUCAACGACAUUGUCUCUUUCGUGAAAGAGAUUCGGGACGACCAACUCGACAACAUUGUACCAGUUCUCGCAAUCGAGCACAGCAUUACGCUCCAGGAAGCCAUCGAGCGUGCGUGCGACCUCGUGCGCGCAGCGCGGCACUCGCUCGAAAUGGCGGAGACUCAUCUACCAGUAACUGGGAGCACAGAGCUCGACGGCCAAAUAGCGCGAUACGUACAAGGAUGCAAGGACGUUGCGGCCGGCAAUUUGCACUGGAGUUACCAGAAUGCCCGAUACUUCGGGCAGAACCCACAGCGUGAGGGAAACAAGAUAUUCCUGCAAAUAUAG
Molecule: messenger RNA, 1149 nt
Organism: Sparassis crispa
Lineage: Eukaryota; Fungi; Basidiomycota; Agaricomycetes; Polyporales; Sparassidaceae
Exons: 9
Coding region: 1-1149 (382 amino acids)
Source: RefSeq, a predicted model, not a curated record